This is a messenger RNA of Paramecium octaurelia, 1914 nucleotides long. The record is from the annotation of a GenBank genome assembly. NCBI's taxonomy places the organism in Eukaryota, Ciliophora, Oligohymenophorea, Peniculida, Parameciidae.
AUGGAUCAUUUUGAGAGAAUUCGAAAAAUUGGUAAAGGGAAUUUUGGGGAUGUUCUUUUGGUAUCAAGAAAAAGUGAUGGAAAAGUAAGAUGACUCUUUCUAAUUACAGCAAUUUGCACUAAAAAGAGUAGAUUUGAGUCUGAGAGAAAGUUUUGUGGUUGACCCUCUCAAUGAAGUUAAGGUUCUCAAAUCGUUAGACCAUAUGAACAUCAUUAAACAUUAUGAUUCGUUUGUCCACAACAAUAAACUGUGUAUUCUAAUGGAAUAUGCCGAGAAUGGUAAAUUUUGAAAAAAUAAUCCAAGCUGAUCUCAGUUUAAAAGUGAAGGAAGCUAAACAAAACAAAUAAUUCAUUCAAGAAUCUACAGUUCUGUAUUUCAUUUAUGCAUUAUUAUAGAUUCUUGCCUGGUUGACCUAAUUGGCAGUAGCGCUCGAUUAUCUCCAUUCUCAAAAGAUACUUCAUAGAGACAUCAAAGUUCAAAACAUAUUCCUUUGCAAUGAUGGAAUUGUAAGAUCACUAUUAAAAUAUAAUAGGUGAAAUUGGGUGAUUUUGGCAUCUCUAGAACAUUAGAAAACACAUCUGAAUUGGCCUAAACUUCAAUAGGUAUUAAUUAAUAGAAAACGAAUAAAUUAGGAACCCCAUUUUAUCUAUCCCCUGAAUUAUGUUAGAACCAGUCCUACAAUCAUAAGAUUGACAUCUGGAUGUUGGGAUGUGCCAUUUAUGAAUUAUGUACAUUACAAAAACCAUUCACUGCUGAAUCAAUCAAUGUAAUAUAAUCAAUUUUAAUCAAAGGCUUUGGCAACCAAAAUUAUAAAUGAGUAACAUACAAAAAUCUCUGAUCACUAUUCAGAUUUUUUGUCAAAUCUCAUUGAUGAAAUGUUAUAAAAACAACCAGAAAAAAGACCAGAAAUUUCAAAAAUCCUUUCAUUCCCCUAAAUCCAAACGGAAAUGCAAAAGCAAUCUAAAAUUUAUCAACCUCCUAAAGUUCCUUAUUCAAAUAAUGGAUUCUCAUCCAGUAAAAAAAGCAACAGAAUGCAACAGAAUUCUAUACAUUUUCUAGUUGAAAAAUCGAAAUAACAACAAGGCUCAUCACCUAUUUCUUCUAGAAGAAGCUAGUCUAAACUCAACACUCCCUAUUAAGGCUAUAAAACGGAUGCUAUUGAUUAAAAUAGUCCUAAUUUUAAAUUGAAUGGAAAACUAUUAGCAUCAAAUUUACACACUCUUCCAGAUUAUAUAGAUGAUCAAUAAAAAGCCUAAACUCCUAUAUCUACUCAGAGAACGGAAUCUAAUGAAGUUAAUUCAAAACAUCUAAAAUAUUAAAAAUCUAUUUCUAUUAAUACUCAGAUUGAUGAUAAUAAUAAUAAAAGAAAUCCGGAAGUUGAAAGCUAGCCUACACUAUUAAAAAAUUAAAAAUCAUUCACUUUUGUUGAUUUAUUUUUCAAUCCUAAUACUCCUACAUCCCCUAAUAGAUCAUUACUAUUAACCGACUUCCUUAAAAGAAAGCUGGGAAAUGAAAAAUUUUAUUAAAUGAAAAUAGUAUUCUAUUUAAUAAUCAUCUUAGUUACUUGAGUAAAAUAAUGAUCCAAUUAAGUUGUUAGAUUAAGAAAAAGGGUUAGUCUAAGAUAUCAUAGGAGAACAAAACAUGGAUUGUAUUAGAGUAAAAUUUUAAUGAAUUUAUUAGAUUUUUAAACUUUUGAUCAGUUGUUCUAUAACUCCUUAAGCAAGUCAUGGUAGAGCUAAAAGUGCUUAGGUGUUCACCCAAGAAAAACAAGAAACACUAAUAGAUAUCAUAAAAGACUCUGACUUUUAGCCUUCAAAUUCCAUAGGCUCAAAUCCAGGAUUAGAAAUUUCAUUCAAAAAUCUCUAACAUUUUACUGAAGACUAAUAAUCAGAAAAUUUAUAAUUAAAGGAAUGA